Molecule: messenger RNA, 1996 nt
Organism: Lolium perenne
Lineage: Eukaryota; Viridiplantae; Streptophyta; Magnoliopsida; Poales; Poaceae
Product: cell division control protein 48 homolog B
Molecular function (GO): ATP hydrolysis activity; ATP binding
Source: RefSeq, a predicted model, not a curated record
UACGCAAAUCCUAAACUCACCUCCGUCCGCCGCCAGUCGAGCCAGGGUAGCGCUGCUCCGCCGACGAGGCACCGUCCAGCCCCCCGCCCCAGCCGAACAGCCGUGGCAGCCGCACUACUUCCAGAGAGAAUCGAAUAGGCGAGGUGAUGGCCGCGGGGAGCAGAGGCGUCGACGGCGGUAGCAAUGGGGACGGCGGCGAGCCGGACGGAGGUUGGCGGGCGGAGGAGGCCAUCGCCGGGAACCGCAUGGCCCUUCAAGCUCUCCGGGAGCUCGUGGUGUACCCCUUCCUCUACGCCCGCGAGUCCCGCCUGCUCGGCCUCAAGUGGCCCAGAGGAUUGCUGCUCUACGGCCCCCCUGGCACCGGAAAGACAAGCCUUGUCCAAGCCAUCGUUCGGGAGUGCAACGCCCACCUGACAAUGAUCGAGCCGUAUGCUGUGCAUAAACCUCAUGCUGGAGAGGGCGAGAGGUUCCUGCGUGAAGCUUUCGCCGAAGCCUACUCUCAGGCAUCGCAGGGCAGGCCAGCCAUCAUUUUCAUCGAUGAAUUGGAUGCUAUAUGUCCGCGACGUGACAGCAAGAGAGAGCAGGGGUCCCGCAUUGUUGGUCAGCUGCUAACUUUGAUGGAUGGGAACAAGAAGUCGUCGAAGAGGCUUCCUCACGUAGUUGUUGUCGCGUCAACUAACAGGGUGGAUGCUAUUGAUCCAGCAUUGAGAAGGCCAGGACGUUUUGACUCAGAGAUAGAGGUCUCUGUUCCUACUGUAGAAGAAAGGGUGCAGAUUCUUGAGCUUCAUACCAAGGGUCUACAUCUUCAUGAAACUGUCGAUCUUCAGACUAUUGCUGGAUACUGCAAUGGUUAUGUUGGAGCUGAUUUACAAGCUCUAUGUCGAGAAGCUGCCAGACUUGCUUAUCGUAGAUUAUCAAACUCAUCUGAGGAUGAGGAGAUGGUCACACUACUCAUGGAAGAUUGGGAGUCUGCUAGAUCUGAGGCUAAAGCAAGCAUGAUAAGAGGGGUAACUAAAGAAGCUCCAACUGUUUCAUGGGAUGAUAUAGGAGGUUUGAAAGAUCUAAAGAAAAAGCUUCAGCAAGCUGUUGAGUGGCCCAUCAAGCAUGCUGCUGCAUUUGCUAGACUAGGGAUAUCACCAGUUCGUGGUGUGCUUUUGCAUGGUCCUCCAGGGUGCUCAAAGACCACCCUUGCCAAGGCUGCAGCACAUGCUGCCCAAGCUUCUUUCUUUUCUUUGAGUGGUGCAGAACUAUACUCGAAGUAUGUUGGAGAAGGUGAAGCUUUGUUGCGAAGAACAUUCCACAGGGCACGUCUGUCUGCUCCAAGCAUUAUAUUUUUUGAUGAGGCUGAUGCAAUUGCCCCUAAAAGAACUGGUCCUGAUGGGGGCAGUGGCAAUGCCACAGUAGGAGAAAGACUCCUAUCAACUUUGUUGACUGAAAUGGAUGGUUUAGAACUGGCUACGGGCAUUAUUGUUUUGGCUGCUACUAAUCGUCCUAAGGCAAUCGAUGCAGCUCUUCUCCGCCCAGGGCGUUUUGAUAUGGUCUUGUAUGUUCCGCCGCCAGACGCACAAGGUCGGCAUGAGAUACUACGCAUCAAAACACGCAAGAUGGAGUUAGGGGAGGAUGUGGACCUCGGGAAGAUAGCCGAGUGCACCGAGCUGUUCACCGGUGCUGAUCUCGAAGGUCUGUGCAGGGAAGCGGGAAUGUUGGCACUGAGGGAAGAUAUCACUGCAAGUUCGAUAGACAAGGCUCAUUUUGAGGCUGCAGUAAGGUCGCUAAAGCCAUCACUGACAAAAGCAGAAGUUGAUGAGUACGCAGCUGCUGCCAUACAUGGUCCAUCAACGAGGAAACAUUAGAAUAGGUUACAUCUUCUAGUUUCUGUUUAAGCUUGUAUUGUGCAAGCAUUCUAGAUCAGUCUGUCCAUUGAUAGUGAUAUUGCUGGUCAGUUGAAUGAUAUGUUCGUGCAUUUCUUUUUAUGGAAAGGUCAAGGUUGAGUGCU